GCGGGUCGGCCGUGGGAUUGGGAUCGGGAGGGGGUUCCCACCCUCGCCCCCUGGGGCAGGGAGCCAGGGACGGAUUAUUCUCUGCGGGGCGACGACAACAGUUUCCUUUCGAAAAGCCGCUCCCUGCUCCGAGGAAUGCCUGCGUGUCAGAAUUUGCCCUGCAGACAGGCAGCAGCUUGCACACAGAAAAUUGCACUGGUGAGGACACACAGUGCAGGACCAUUGUCGAUCACCCGGGAUGUCAGAAUGUGAUUUCCCGGGACCACACUGAACACUGUCCGGUUAAACAUCAGAGAAAGCGGCAGAAUCUGACCAGAACUGUCCUCAAAAUGGAUAACGGAGCGAGCAGUGGAGGAGUUCCAGUGACGUCAACAUCGGGAAAGGACACGGGUCUGAACUCAGUGAACACCGAGCUCCUGGCGAGCUGGGAUGAUUUCCAGCUGCUGCAGCUGACGGACUUCUACCGGGACAGGCUGGAGCAGGCGAUGGAAGGAGGGGUGCAUGGAGUGAGCCUGGCGUUAACGGCCGAGAAUCAGUUCAGCGGAGAGGAACAUCGGAAAAUCUCUGAUCUCGCUGAUAAGGGAGAGCGGGCGGACAGUUCUAAACUCCUCCUGAGCCUGGUGAUGGAGAAAGGCUCCCGCGCCCGGAGGGUGAUGUGGGAAACCUUUGUCAAAAUGCGGAUUGAUGUUCCAAAGUUGGACAAAAUACUGAAAGAAAUACAGGAACAUGGUUGUGUUCUGGUCCAUCGACCCGUACCGGAGAUUCCCAGGGAGCUGAAAGAUGUUCAACAGAAACACAAGGAGACUCUGCGGGCACAAACUGAAACACUGAGAGUGAACACGAUCCUGAUGAGGGAGAAGGUGAAGGUUUUCCAGCUGGUUGAUCGAAACGCUGAGCUCACAGUCAUUUCUACUGUUCGAGAUCGGAGACUGGUGGAACAUGAGCUGCUGGCAAGAGGUAGAGACCACGAGGAGUGGAGAGAGAAACAUCUCCGCAGAAAGCUGGAAAAAAUCCGGACUGAUCAGUUGUUCCAGAGCAGUUUUUCCCAGAGUAAAUCCAAAUCUGGGAGUUCAGCAGCAAUGGCUGGAGUCCCGGGGAUUGGGAAAACAACAAUGUUACAAAAGAUUGUUUAUGACUGGGCCACGGGGAAAAUAUACCAACAAUUCCAGUUUGUCUUCAGUUUCAAAUUCCGGGAUUUAAACAACAUUAACUGCAGAAUAAACCUGAAGGAACUGAUUCUGGAUCAAUAUCCUUACUUUGGGAAUAUCCUGAGAGAAGUCUGGAAGAACCCAGAGGGUUUGCUGUUUAUAUUCGAUGGUUUGGAUGAAUUCAAUGACAAAAUUGUUUUUACUGACAGUCGGGGAGACACAGAACCACGGUCCACGUGCACAGAUCCUGAGUUCAAGUGCAAGGUGUCUGACAUUGUGUAUAGUUUAAUCCAGCACAAGCUGCUCCCAGGGUGUUCAGUACUGGUGACCACCCGUCCCACUGCGUUACAUUUACUGGAAAAGGGUGAGAUCAGUGUCUGGGCUGAAAUCUUGGGAUUUGUUAGUGAGGAACGGAAAGAAUAUUUCAUCAGGCAUUUUGAUGAUCAGACGGUGGCGGCAGCUGUUUUCAAACACGUGAAGGAGAACGAGAUCCUGUACACCAUGAGCUACAACCCCUCCUACUGCUGGAUCCUCGCUCUGGCACUGGGCCCCUUCUUCACACAAAGAGUCAGGGACCCACACCGAGUUCCCAAGACCAUCACCCAACUGUACUCCUACUAUAUUUACAACAUCCUGAAAAAUCACGGCCGUGAGAUUGAGAACCCCCGUGAUGUGUUACUCAGGGUUGGUCAGAUGGCCUUCAGAGGAGUGUCCGAGAGGAAGAUUGUGUUUACAGAUGGAGAUUUGAUCAAGUACAAUCUGCAGCCUUCCCAGUUCCUGUCCGGGUUCCUGAUGGAGCUUUUGGAGAGAGAAGAUUCUGCCCGGAGCAUGGUGUACACAUUCCCACACCUCACCAUCCAAGAGUUUGUAGCUGCAGUCGCACAAUUCUUGAUUUCAGAUGGCAGAGAUAUUAUGAAACUCCUCACUGAAACUCACAACACGACAGAUGGGCGAUUUGAGGUAUUUCUCCGUUUUGUUGCUGGUCUCUCCAACCCAAUGACAGCUCGGGGCCUGGUGGAGUUUCUGGGUCCAUUUCCCAAUGAAACAACCUGCCGGGUGAUUGACUGGGUGAUGGAGGAGGUUAAACGCCAGAGUGGAAACACGAGGAGUGAAGCUGGUAAAAGGAGCCUCCUGAACACGUUGCACUACCUGUUUGAAUCUCAGAAUCGUGGACUGGCUCAGGCCGCACUGGGAUCUGUGGAAACACUUUCAUUCAGUGGAAUGACACUGACCCCGAUUGACUGCGCGGUCCUGUCUCAUGUCAUCGGACUCUGUGAUACAAUAAAACACCUCGACCUGGGGAACUGCCACAUUCAGUGUGAAGGAAUCCAGCGGCUGGGACCCGGGCUGCACAAGUGCCAGGAGUUGAGACUUGGGGAGAAUGAACUCGGAGAUUCGGGAGUGAAAUUGGUGUCUGUGGCUCUGAGGAACCCGGAGUGUAAAAUACAGAUACUGUGGCUGGGGGAUGUCGGCCUCACAGAUUCUGGUGUCGAGGAUCUCGCCUCCGCUCUCAGUACAAACACAUCACUGACGGAGCUGGACAUGAGUGAGAAUAAGCUGGGAGAUUCAGGAGUGAAAAAUGUGUCUGCGGCUCUGAGGAACCCCGAGUGUAAAAUACAGAAACUGGGGCUGACCCGUGUCAGUCUCACAGAUUCUGGUGCCGAGGAUCUCGUCUCCGCUCUCAGUGCAAACCCAUCACUGAUGGAACUGAACCUGAGUGGUAAUGAACUGGGAGAUUCAGGAGUGAAACUGUUGUCUGCGGCUCUGAGGAACCCGGAGUGUAAAAUACAGAAACUGUGGCUUGACAAGGUUGGUCUCACAGAUUCUGGUACCGAGGAACUCAUCUCCGCUCUCAGUACAAACCCAUCACUGACGGUGCUGAACCUGGGAUUAAACUCGCUCACAGACCGAUCUGUCCCCGCUCUCUACCGCCUCAUACUGACCCUCCCGAAUCUGGAGUGGAUCUGCCUGGGGUCGAAUCAGUUCAGUGAGAUCGGGGGUAAGGAACUGAGAUGUCUGCAGGGAGUCAGACCCGGACUGAGAGUGAUCCUGUGA
Molecule: messenger RNA, 3203 nt
Organism: Hypanus sabinus (Atlantic stingray)
Lineage: Eukaryota; Metazoa; Chordata; Chondrichthyes; Myliobatiformes; Dasyatidae
Product: NACHT, LRR and PYD domains-containing protein 3-like
Exons: 13
Coding region: 330-3203 (957 amino acids)
Cellular component (GO): cytoplasm
Molecular function (GO): protein binding
Source: RefSeq, a predicted model, not a curated record